CAUAUUAAUAUCCUGUACUCGCUUUGGUCUAUGGUAGAACGACGGCAUCGCUUUCGCUUGUCGACGUUGUUAUUGCUUGAUUUAAGGGGCGUCGUGUCGACGAUACACACCAAGCGACGGUGCUAAACGAGGGCUCGAGGCACCUGUACAGUCCCGAAUAUACCUUUAAGAGCCGUCGUAGUUGCCAGUCUUGCAGAUGACUGCAGUUGCUCCUCCGCCAAAUUUCCAGCCCAUUUCCCGAACAGGAUGGAGCGCCUCUAACAACUCGAAUGGAGUAAACCCUGACGACGUGUCGAGGAUGUUUAUGCCCCCGGGUGGAACUCGUCGAGGCGUUCAGCGCACGCCUUCAUCAUCCUCUAUAUCAUCCACUGCAUCCAAUGGAACCAUCACCUCAACCUCCCUAACGACUAAUGGCAUAUCACAAUCCCCGGCUACCGAAGGUCAGAACUGGACAGCAAAGAAGAAACCUACCCGAGGCCUUUGGCCCGCGUCAGAAGCAAAGCCAGUGGCAGGACUGUCAACAGCGCGUCCACAGCCGAUUGCUUCUGCUUCAUCCGGUCCGUCUGCAGCCUCCGCGAUGAAUGCGCUUCAUUCUCCAUCUCCACACAUGCUACCCUCACAAACCAAUGGGCAGUCACAAGUUCAGACAAAUGGGCAGCCGAGAACUUCUCUACAACCUGAAAAUACCGCGGUACUAUAUCUCAUUCCCAUGAACGGUACUUUUGAACGGAAAACAAUCACAGUACCGUUUUUCCCCGAGGUUUUAAAAAUUGGUCGCCAAACGAAUCAAAAGACACAACCCACUCCUUUGAAUGGAUAUUUUGACUCGAAAGUGCUGUCAAGACAGCAUGCUGAAAUAUGGGCUGAAAGAACCGGCAAGGUCUGGAUAAGAGACGUGAAAUCUUCCAACGGUACAUUUGUCAAUGGACAAAGACUGUCUCCAGAAAACAGAGACUCAGAGCCACAAGAACUUCGAGAACAGGACAUGUUGGAGCUGGGUAUUGAUAUUGUUAGUGAAGACCAGAAAACGAUUGUUCACCAUAAAGUGGCUGCCCGUGUUGAACAUGCUGGCUUUUAUAACACAAACGGUCAGAACAUGCUGGAUCUCAAUUUCGGAGAUCUGGAUUCUCCCAAUGCCAAUGGGCUUAUGGGAGCAGGUUUCGGGCAGAACAUGGGUCCAAUGCGCUCGCGACAAGGCAGUCAAGGAACCAUUGGCAGCGCAAGGCUUGGUUCUGCAGCCAACAGUAUGGCGAACAACAACAUGGGCGCUAUGGGUCAACAGCGCCAAAACACUUUCUGGCUACAGCCUAUCUCCAUGGAACAAGUCGUCAAAAAAUUAAACGCCGAACUCAAGCUUGCAAAGCAACAAACACAAGAUCUACAGCGAGCAUCCCACUCUAUCGAAACCAUGCUGACCACCGAGCCGAAAAAAGAAGCAAUCAAGUCUCCCCAAGCUUCGCAUAAUCCCCUCAUGAAGCCCUCCCCCGUCAAAGGGGACAUCAAGGCACGCUUUUCAGAUCCACCUGCACCACCACCACAGCAACCGCUCCCGGAGAAGCCUGAUGCGGCGAGCUAUAUUCCUUCCUUCCGGAGGACUGACACAGAGAAACCGAAAAGCUCAAACAGCUCACCAAGCCGGUCUGGGCGUUUCGAAAAUUUCUCACCCAUCAGUUCGUUGGUUGAUCCACAAAGCGCUGCUUUAGCCGAGGCAUUGGCCGCCGCAAAAAAGGAUCUGGAAGCGCAGAACAUUAAGUUGAAGGAAUUGGAACAGAUCAUUGAACAAGAGAAGCGUGCCAGGGAAGCGGCUGAAGAAAAAGCUCUUCGUCUUGAAGCCGAACAAAGGAAGGAACUCCUAUCACAGCAUGGCUCUGUGGCGACGUCUGAGAUACCGGUCAGGAUUGCGGACGACGCGCAAGACGACGAAACCCUAGUUGACACUGAGUCCGCGAAGGCAUCUAUGAGCUCCUCUCCGAUUGAACCAAUUGACCACACCGAUGCUCUGCAAAAGCGACUUGACUCUAUGGUUAUUGAAAUGUCGGAAGUUCGCCAGCAAAUGGAAAGAUACCGCCAACGCGCUGAGGCUGCAGAAGCCGAGAGCACGAGAGAUCGCGAUACACUCGCCGAAAUGGUUGACAAGCUCCGGGAUCAACAGAAGAGCAAGGGCGGUGUUAUGAUGAAACGACUACGGAAGACACAGUCAAGCAGCAAAGAGAAGACCGAAAGCGGGGAAGCGAACGGCCAUGUUGCUGGCACCACACCCGCGAGCGAAGUUCAGAGAGCAGAAGAGCUCGCACAAGAAUUCAGUGAAGCCCUUCAGCAACUUAUGGCACAGGACUCGAGGCGAGACGAAAUUAUGGUUCAUAAAGCCCCAGUCGCAAGUAUGGUCAGUAUCGUGUUGAUCGGCGUUGGGCUCAUGGCUUGGCUUAAUAGCUGGCCGAAGAUUGAGCGUUGAACUGCUGAGCCAUCAUUGAAGAUACUACGAACGCCAAGGAACACAUCCAGCGGCGAAUAAGGACGUGUGGACUGCUGUGUCAACACAGACACACCAUCCCAGACCCGCCGCAGCAGCAGCAGUCAUCUGGCAGAUACCACACUGCUAAGAUGACAUAAAUGUCGAAGCAUUAUUGCUAUCAGCAGCAGCGUGGAUUCUCGGAGACAGGGCAUAAAAUCCUUCUCCAUCAUCUUGACCCGCUCACCCGUACC
This is a messenger RNA of Pseudovirgaria hyperparasitica, 2703 nucleotides long. RefSeq lists its product as uncharacterized. The transcript has 2 exons. The coding region runs from base 197 to 2452 and encodes 751 amino acids. Lineage: Eukaryota; Fungi; Ascomycota; Dothideomycetes; Acrospermales; Acrospermaceae. Gene Ontology annotation, cellular component: cytoplasm. Gene Ontology annotation, molecular function: protein binding. The record is from RefSeq and is a predicted model, not a curated record.